This is a messenger RNA of Olea europaea var. sylvestris, 813 nucleotides long. RefSeq lists its product as uncharacterized. The record is from RefSeq and is a predicted model, not a curated record. NCBI's taxonomy places the organism in Eukaryota, Viridiplantae, Streptophyta, Magnoliopsida, Lamiales, Oleaceae. The transcript is spliced from 3 exons. Bases 1 to 813 code for a protein of 270 amino acids.
AUGUCUCGUGCAAACCAGAACAAUUUGAUAAAGGAUCUCCUACAAGCAGCUCAAGAUCUCGGCAGGCUGAAUCAGAACCCAACUCCACCUACACCGCCAGCUCCUAUUACUCUCUCGACUCAUGCCUCGAUAGUUGAGUUAUUUCGAAGCAAGGCCAUAGUAGCUAUAGUUGCACCUUGUCUGAAGUGUGGUAAACCUCAUCAUGGUGAAUACUUGUAUGGGAAGAAUGCCUAUUUUCGGUGCGGUAAGGUAGGAUAUAUUGGUAAGGAUUUCCAUAUCUUCACUCAAAAGAAGGACAAUAACAGUGAUCAGAACAAAAAGGGAAAAGCACGAGUCUUUACACUGAUUCAGAAGGAUGCAGAGGAAAACUCAAACGUAAUAACAGGUAUUUUACUGAUAUUCAAUACACCUGCUUAUGUACUAUUUGAUUCGGGAGCUACUCACUCUUUUGCAUCAAUGUCUUUCAUCGCUAAAUCUAGUAUUACUUGUGAGAAGUCAGAAAAUACACUAGAAUUUAGCGUCCCCUCAGGUAGAACAUUAAGUACAAAUCAGUUAGCUAGAGAGAUGGAAGUGUCUUUUCAGAAACUAGGAGAAGAGCAAUUCUCUUUCCUCGGAAUAAAGACCAAACCCCAUCUCCAACUAGUAUCGGCCUUGCAAGCUGAGAAAAUGAUGAGAAAAGAAACGUGCCAAGGGUUUCUAGUUAACAUCUCAGGAGAAAAACAGACGACAAUAAAGAUUGAGGACGUACCAGUUGUACGAGAGUUUAUAGAUGUGUUUCUAGAAGAACGACCUGGUACUCCACCAGAUAGAUAG